This is a messenger RNA of Pyricularia pennisetigena, 3657 nucleotides long. RefSeq lists its product as uncharacterized. Gene Ontology annotation, cellular component: cytoplasm. The transcript is spliced from 6 exons. The coding region runs from base 1 to 3657 and encodes 1218 amino acids. Lineage: Eukaryota; Fungi; Ascomycota; Sordariomycetes; Magnaporthales; Pyriculariaceae. The record is from RefSeq and is a predicted model, not a curated record. Gene Ontology annotation, molecular function: guanyl-nucleotide exchange factor activity; methyltransferase activity.
AUGGGUACAAGGCUAGAAGACGCUGCAGAUGUGCGUCGAAGAGCGACCUCAAAGUCGGCCAAGUGCACGAUGCCCGUUGGAAAGAGAGGGGCGGCCUCACAAAAUAACGACGAUGGGCCAAAGGCAAAGCGGCACAAGGCACAUCCAGUGUCGACCACCUCGCCGAGACAAGUGCUAGAUGUGUACGUCUUUGGCAGCGGCGCGAGCGGCGAACUUGGGUUGGGCGUCACGCCGACAGACAAAAAGAGAGACCCAACGCUGGCGCGGUAUCCCACCCGCAACCAUCUCCUCGAUUCCGGCAAGAACAAGACGGGCGUCGUCCAGGUCGCGGUGGGAGGCAUGCACGCCGCCGCGCUCACCAGGGACGGCAGGGUCUUGACCUGGGGCGUCAACGACAAUAAGGCCCUUGGUCGCGACACCGAGUGGCAAGAGCCCCCUGAAGGGCUUCCCGAUGACGUUGCCGAUCUGAAUCCAUUGGAGAGCAGCCCGUCUGCGGUUGUCUUUCCGGCUUCUGCGGGACGUGUGUGUAUAGUCCAGGUUGCGGCAUGUGAUAGUGCUACUUUUGCACUCACCGACGACGGCCAGGUGUACGGUUGGGGGUCCUUUCGAGGAAGUGAUGGGCUAUUUGGUUUCCUCUACGACUCCAUCAAGGACAAGGCCAAGCCCCGCCAUGACGAGCUGCUCCAGUCGACCCCAGCUAUCAUCCCAGGACUCGCCGGCAUCAAGGAGCUGUCGUGCGGUGCGAACCACGUCUUGGCCCUGACGCACUCGGGCAACGUCAUGGCUUGGGGAUCCGGCGAGCAGGGCGAGCUGGGCCGACGUAUCCUCGGACGACGCCGCUUCCAAGCCCUCAUCCCGCACCCAGUCGGGCUGCCCAAGAACAAGACUGAGCGCAUAUACGCCGGCUUUCAUCACAACUUUGCUGUGGAUGCACGAGGCAGCAUAUACGCCUGGGGGCUUAAUAAUUUUGGCCAGGCAGGCAUCCCGACGGGUGAGGAACAGCUGACGUUGCUCAAGCCCACCGUGGUGGAGCGCUUGAAGGGUUUCCGUAUCAAACACAUGGCGGCGGGCUUGCAUCACUCCUUGGCAUGUACGGAGGAUGGUCGGGUCCUGGCUUGGGGUCGGUGUGACGACUGCCAGAUGGGAGUUGCCCUGGACGAUAUCCCUCGAGACCAUUUGAAGUUUGAUUCGGCGCAGCGCCCUAGGAUUCUCAAUACACCGACUUUGGUCCCAGGUGUCGAUGCGGUGUUUGUCGCCGCCGGUAUAGACAAUUCAAUGGCUAUAUCUAGAGAUGGAAGACUUUUUGGAUGGGGAUUUUCUUCCGAGUAUAGAACCGGCUUGGGAACCGAGGACACAGUCGAGCAGCCUGCUGUUGCCAAGAGAGGUGAUGCCAUCGGGAAGACCGUCUCUUUUGUUGGCUGCGGUGGCCAGUUUUCCAUCGCUGCUGGCCCAAAGAUUCAGUCACCUCCACUCAAAGGCUCAGAAAACAUGCCACAUCACCAAGCAUCUGUGAUGGACGAGGACGAGGACAAUAACGAAUACCAUGAAAGCGUGGACCGUCUAACCAUGGCUUAUGGGAACACACCUCGCCGUCCAAUCUUGGUUUUUGACGAUGACGAAGUUGAAAUCAUCCCAGAUGACGAUGACGACGACGACGAUUAUGUUCUAGAGCAUAUUGACCUGACUGGAGCAGAUUACGAGGGUGAUGAUCAAGAUGGCCACGGCCAGACAUUUUCCAGGAACCGAGAUCUUCAACCAGACCAAACUCGGCUCGAUAAAUAUCUUCGCUAUGGUCUGAGCAUUUCCCCAGGAACGUUUGUGGAACUGAACCAAAACCUACAACCUUUCAAUAUUCGAUUUUUGGAGAUCAAGAUGAUUUAUUCUCAGCCUGGAGAUGGACGGAGCAAAGUCUUUGUCCGCGGAAUCCCGUACGCCCGCAACCGCUUGUUGAGAGCUAUGCUGGAAACGCACGGCAACGAAGUCUGCCAAAUCUUUGAGGUUGAUGACAACGAUCCCCGUCAGGCCCACGAUCAAGCACUGGUCGAGGUCGAGUUUACGGCCAUCAAGCGAGUUAGGCAGCUCGUCAUAACAAAUACGCCUUACCCAGAAAACUCCUGCGCUUUGGAAGAUUUCAACAACGACAAGGCUCAGGCUGGGCGCAUGGGAAGACUGGUUUGUCGGUGGAGGCAUACCAUCUAUUACCGUGACGCUGACAGAAGGUCCAAGGAAAAGGCGCACAGAUGGAGGCUGGAGCAUCUCAGUGAGGCCCAUCUUCCCACAACCGGGAACAACGGCCAUAGUAUCAGAGGGUCCGACUUGGAAACUUUAAUGCACUGGCGAGGAGGGAGAAUCAAAGGGGGCUCAUACCUUCCAGGGAAUCGCCCGCCGACCAUCGACCUCUCAGACGACGACUGCAGCGGCAACAGCAGCACUCAUGCCCGAGGUCAGCGUUAUAUCUUUGGGGACAUGUUUUGCGGCGCAGGAGGCGCUUCCCAAGGCGCCCGGGCGGCAGGUUUCCGGCUGGGAUAUGCCGUCGAACACUGGAACCAUGCAGCCGCCACGUACCGGCACAACUUCCCCGAAGUAGACCUGUUCGAAGGCGACAUAUCCGACUUUUUCCGGCUCAGGAAACCCCAGUACGUCGACGUCUUGCACCUGUCCCCUCCAUGUCAAUAUUGGUCACCCGCCAAGACUCGGCCGGGCAAGAACGACGAGAUCAACAUGGCCGCCUUGUACGCGUGCGGGAACGCCGUCGACAAGCUGCGGCCCAGGCUCUUCACCUUGGAGCAGACGUUUGGCAUCCUGCGAGAAAUGCACAGUCUCCACUUCAGCAUGUUCGUGCGGACCUUCACCAGUCUGGGGCAUAGCGUCGAAUGGGGCAUCGUCCAUCUGCAGGACUGGGGCGUCCCUCAGCCGCGAAAGAGGCUGGUCAUGAUCGGAUCCUGCCCCGGAGAAGCACUGCCGACGCUCCCUCCGGCAUCUCACGGAAACGCCCCCGGACUUCGGCCCUACACCACGGUCAACGACGUGCUCGCGAGCAUCCCGCGCGGCGCGCAGCUGCACGACGUCCAAAGGGCCGAGCGCCUGGGAGCCGCCGGGACGCCGUGUGACGGAAACACCAUCCUUGGCGAGACGCUGUGCUGCGGCCGCGGCAAGAGCUGUCACCCGAGCGGCCGGCGGCUCUUUACCGAAAGGGAGCUGGCCGGGCUGCAGGGCUUCCCUCACUUUUUCGAGUUCCGGGGCAGCAGCGUCAUCAAGCAGAUCGGCAACGCGUUCCCGCCUUCGGCUGUGGAACAUCUCUACAAGCAUCUCCUCGACCAUCUCCGCACGGUUCACGAUGUGGCUGCGAGCGCGGGUUCGCUAGCUGGUCGUCGGAUCCAACCGCGACGGCGGGAUGCCGGGUUAGCAGCGCGUCCUCGGACGGGGGAAGACGUUGUCGUGAUCGACGGCAGUGACAACGAGAGCACUUCCAGCUCCGUUGUCAUGUGCGACAGGCCGAAAUCCCCAGCCAACGACGACGACGACGAUAACGACGCACCACGGCCUCGGGCUCUGCUGCUCCCAAACUAUCCCGAAAGCAUGGUCGUUGGUGGGGAGUGGGACGACGAUCCCCAAGACUCCGACAGCGACGCAACAAUGGACGGCGAAGAGGUAUAG